AUGUCUAUAGCGGCAGGACUGCGAGAGAUCGUUGAUAGACUCAAUGCUCCUCCUCUAUACAUUAAUCUAUCCUUAGUGCAAUUCGAUGAGCUGCCAGCGUCGACCCUCCUGUCAGUAGUGAACAAGGUCCUUGCAGUGCUCGAUCCGAGACACAAUGUCGAUAUAGAUAAUGAGCGUAUGGAAGAUACCUACAAGCGCAUGGUUGACUUCAUCACCGUGCUAGGCUAUCCUGACGAUAGCGCCAUAGCGUCUAAAGAAGGAUUCAUGAACGGCGACAAGAGAGUACUUCAUCCUCUUUUGUACUGGCUAUUGGUCAAUCUGACUGCCCUCAAGGAGAGGGCAUACUUAGCUAGAUUUCUAACCAAUUUCGAAGUCCCUCAGGACUUCCUGCAGGACUAUAACAUCGCAGAUAUGUAUUCGAAGUAUAAGGAGCUCCAGUCUACGUUCAAGGCUACCCAUUCGGCCCUGCAACACCAACGGGAGACGUCUGCGAUGCCGGAAGAAUUGAAACGUGAUAUUCAGCAACUGAGUGUAGAGAAGGACCAGCUUAUUGUUAAGAUAAAGGCGCUAAAACAUCGUACCACUGGUGAUGCUGAAUUCAACGCAAUUUUUGAUGUCACUUCUAGACUGCGGCAUGAGCAGGAAGAAGAGGCGCAGUUGGCUGACACGUACAGGAAGCAACGGAGACAGCUUGAGGAAGUCGAAAGGUUGCAUCGAGGGGCUGUGCAGAGGCUCCAGGAAAUGCGCCAGGCGCGGGCGGAGGCUGAGGAGGAGCCAGGGAGGAUGCUGGAGGCACGUAUAAUGUUAGCAUAUCGUCGAGGUGUUGGCCAGGUCAUACGCAAGGACGUGCACAACGCUGGGGUUCAACUAGAACGGAUGAAAGCGGCCCAUGAUGCACUGUGUGAAGAACUGGAAAGUGCUGAGAAACAACUGAGCGUCCCUAGUAUUGAUGACGCGACGCUGUUGGAUAUGGAAGAGAAGUUGGAGAGCCUACAGGAAGAGGUUGAGUCGAUGGAGAGCAGCCUCAAAAGUCAGUUACAAGCACAAGCCUCAGUAGAGAACAAAGGUGGAGGGCUGCAGGUUUAUAGGCAGCAGGCCCAGCUCGUGGCUAAGAAGCAUGAGGCGUUAUCGACGAAGGUGGAGGCCAUGGAGAUAGAGAGGAAUGCUGCAGCGCUCGAGUUGGAGAAGUUGGAGUCGAAAUACGAACAGCAGAUGGGGCAUCGUUACCUCCGACGGGAAGACUUCAAAGAAUAUGCUGUCACACUGAGAGAGAAAACGAAGAAGUUCAAGUCGGCAAAAAGCGAAAUGCAAAGGCUGAGAUCCGAGGGGUCCAUAUUGAAGAGGACUGAACAGUUGUUGAAGGAGAAGUUGGAAGAUUCCAAGAGGAGACUACGAGCAGUCGAGGAGGAGUACGGUGUGGUUGGUCACGACGAGCUGGAGUCGCGUCUGAUGGAGGCCUCGGAGGCGAAGUCAGCUGCUGAUGCCAAGAAGGGAUCUCAAAUGGAGGAGCUGUCGGAGGUGGUGACGAAAAUCAACUUGUUGCUCCGAGAAAAGAAGAACGAGUUGGCGCCUCGCAUUAAGGUACUCAGGACUACCAGAGAACGACUGGCGGAAGCCGAGGCGAUUUACCUCACGAAGAAAACAAAGUAUGAGGCUAUUGAGACAGACCUCAGCAGAGAAGUAAAGGAGCGUAAGAGCGUGACGGAGAGAUUGCUGGAAGAGACCGAAUCUUUGCGAAGUCGGGCAGCGGAGAUCGAGUUGAAAAUCAUAGCGACCGAAAGUUUGAUGGAACGAGGGGAACGAGAACAGCAGUGCCUCGAUGGCUCCAUGCAGUUCUCCAAAGAUCAUCCGACGCUCAGUUCUGUCUAUGCGGCGAAGAUUGGCGAAGUUGAGCGAACCUGCCAGGCUUUGAAGGUGCAGGAAAAGGAUGUCCAGGACUCCUUUGACCGGAGAGUCCAUCAGAAGCAAUUAUUUGAACGAUUGAAUCGACUUCUUGAGGUGAAACUGCGAUCGUUGGCGACAGCAGACGGAGAGGUUGGUCUCGGACGAGUAGAGCACUUGGCGAAAGGAGUCAACCGCCUUAUAAUAGAAGGCAAUUAG
Perkinsus marinus ATCC 50983 is the source of this 2100-nucleotide messenger RNA. RefSeq names its product Intraflagellar transport, putative. Gene Ontology annotation, cellular component: centrosome; intraciliary transport particle B; cilium. The record is from RefSeq and is a predicted model, not a curated record. Gene Ontology annotation, molecular function: tubulin binding. Gene Ontology annotation, biological process: cilium assembly; intraciliary transport. The transcript is spliced from 19 exons. Lineage: Eukaryota; Perkinsozoa; Perkinsida; Perkinsidae. The coding region runs from base 1 to 2100 and encodes 699 amino acids.